This is a messenger RNA of Lindgomyces ingoldianus, 297 nucleotides long. RefSeq lists its product as uncharacterized. The coding region runs from base 1 to 297 and encodes 98 amino acids. The transcript is spliced from 7 exons. The record is from RefSeq and is a predicted model, not a curated record. Lineage: Eukaryota; Fungi; Ascomycota; Dothideomycetes; Pleosporales; Lindgomycetaceae.
AUGCAUCCAUACAGUUUCCGCAUUUGGGUUUUUGGUGGAAUCAAACGCCAUCCACCUCUAGCUUCGGGAAUAGCAUUAUGGAUGGUACUUGGCUGGCAUUGGGUGCUAGCCGCAUUCAGGUUUUUGGUGGAAUCGAACAUCACCCACCUCCAGCAGCUCUACAAGCCAGAUUCUGCGCUAGCUGCAUUUGGGUUUUUGGUGGAAUCAAACACCAUCCACCUCCAGCAGCUCUACAAGCCAGAUUCUGUAAUAUUGUAUGCAUCUAUAUGGUUUGUAGGUAGUUUUUGGUGGAAUUAA